This is a messenger RNA of Nicotiana attenuata, 1056 nucleotides long. RefSeq lists its product as uncharacterized. NCBI's taxonomy places the organism in Eukaryota, Viridiplantae, Streptophyta, Magnoliopsida, Solanales, Solanaceae. The record is from RefSeq and is a predicted model, not a curated record. The transcript has 2 exons. Bases 1 to 1056 code for a protein of 351 amino acids.
AUGGAAAACCCACCCAAAUCACCUAACAUACCACCGGACGACAUUGUCAUGGAAGAAAACGCAACCCAAUCCCACUCCUACAAGGAAAUACUACUUGACAAGCAAAAUACUGCACAAGCGAAUUACUUCGCUGCAGAACUCCAAUCCACCCUAACGCAACAACAAGGCAAGGAAACAAUAGGUCCUAUAAUACUCUCUCAAGAGGACAAAAACAGGCUAUAUGAACCAUGGCGUUUCUCAAUUAUCAUAAAACUCUUUGGGAAAAAAAUGCCACACUAUCUCCUCCGAUCUAAAUUAGUUGAUUUAUGGAACCCAUCCGAACAGUUGAUCUUGAUCGACCUAGGAUGGGAUUUUUUCAUAGUCAAAUUUGGUAAAGAGGAGAACCUAGUGAAGGCUAUACAAAAAGGACUAUGGUUCAUAUCAGGAAAUUUCCUCUCAGUAAGAAGAUGGGAACACAAAUUUGUCCCACAAGAAGCGACUCUAUCCUUCACUGCAAUUUGGGUAAGACUGCCACAACUACCCACCGAGUUCUAUGACAAGGAAGUCCUGGAAAAAGUGGGCAGGAAACUAGGGAAACUCCUAAAAGUUGAUACGUGCACUUCAGCCACUCUCAGAGGAAGAUAUGCACGGAUAUGCAUAGGGGAAAAUGUACUAUGCACUGGUUGUGGAAGGAUAGGGCACAUCUUGAAAGGAUGCAUGCACAGACAAAAACAACGACAACCACAAAUGCAAGAAAGCCCAGAGUGUUCAAAUACUAAGCAAAGCGAUGUUUUAGGCCAUACUCCAAACAAUGAGCAAGAAGAAGAACGGAAAGUGGUCUCAUUCCCAAGAAAACGUAAAAAAGAGUACAGCACAAAGCAAAAUGAAGCAACGGACAAGAAGAGAAAAGAUACACAAUCAACAAAGCCAGAAGGCAACAAAGUGAAAAUGUUCGACGCUACAUCCGGUAAGUUCCUUGGUACUCAAACUUUCCGAUACACCAAUAAAUCUAACACGUUACAGGAGAUGGACCGGAUCCAACCCACUACCUCAAAGGGACAACAAAUUGGACAAUAA